This is a messenger RNA of Lichtheimia ornata, 501 nucleotides long. RefSeq lists its product as uncharacterized. Gene Ontology annotation, molecular function: N-acetyltransferase activity. NCBI's taxonomy places the organism in Eukaryota, Fungi, Mucoromycota, Mucoromycetes, Mucorales, Lichtheimiaceae. The transcript has 2 exons. The record is from RefSeq and is a predicted model, not a curated record. Bases 1 to 501 code for a protein of 166 amino acids.
AUGACCCGCCGCUAUCACAAUCAUGAGGUUUUACUCGCUACCUCUGAAUCGGAUAAGAAAAAAUGCAUGGAUGUACGCUACCAAGUCUUUAUUGUGGAGCAAAAAUACCCGGCCUACAUCGAAGUAAACGAACCCAUUGAUCCUAUUGCCGACCAUUUCUUGCUUAUUGCCAAUACCGUGGAUGGUGAUGAUUCGCAAGGAGCAGGAGCUGAAAAAGUACCCGUAGGUACAGUACGAAUGCAUAUCAAUGAUGAAGAAGGUGUAGCCAUCUUGAGUCGAUUGGCUGUCUUGUCAGAUGCUCGGGGUUGUUCCUAUGGAAAGAUUUUGGUACAAGCUGUCAUUGAAUGUGCAAAGACACGAGGCGUUCAAGCAUUGACCCUAAGUGCGCAGCAUUUCAAGGUGGAUUUCUAUAAGCACUUGGGCUUCCACAUUGAUAAUGAAGAGGUCUUUUACCGAUACGACGUUGCCCAUUAUCAUAUGCGACUGCCAUUAGAACCAUAA